AGUUGUUCCAUGUGGUACCAUGCGAGUUCUGCACAACAGCAGAAGUUGCAUGACAUUCGUUGACAGACAGCUUUUUCACAUCUCUCCAAAGCGCUUGUAAAUGUGUUAUUUAAUGAUUUAGUCUUUUAGCGACGUGUACCCGUGCAUUUUGGUGUCAUCUGCACUUUAGAGAUGUUAUAUUUGGUCGGUCUCGGGCUGGGCGAUGCUAAAGACAUCACUGUCAAAGGGCUGGAGAUCAUCCGGAAGUGCAGUCGUGUUUAUCUGGAGGCUUACACAUCCAUACUGACUGUCGGGAAGGAUGCUUUGGAGGAGUAUUAUGGACGUGAGUUGCUCCUGGCAGACAGAGAUAUGGUGGAGCAAGAGGCGGAUGAGAUCCUGAAAGGAGCAGAUGUCUGUGAUGUGGCUUUUCUGGUAGUUGGUGAUCCUUUCGGAGCCACGACCCACAGUGACCUGGUUUUGCGAGCACUGAAUGCUGGGAUACAGUACCGCGUUAUUCACAAUGCCUCCAUCAUGAAUGCAGUGGGCUGCUGUGGAUUGCAGCUGUACAACUUUGGUGAGACGGUGUCUAUUGUGUUUUGGACGGACACGUGGAGACCCGAGAGCUUCUAUGAUAAGAUCAAGAAGAACAGGGAUAUGGGCCUGCACACGCUGUGCCUGCUGGAUAUCAAAGUCAAAGAGCAGUCCAUGGAGAAUUUAAUGAGGGGUCGGAAGAUUUACGAGCCUCCCAGGUAUAUGACUGUCGCUCAGGCAGCUGAGCAGCUCUUAGAGAUACUACAGAACCGACGGGAUCGUGGCGAGGAACUGGCAAUGACAGAAGACACUGUGUGUGUUGGUCUGGCUCGCGUUGGAGCUGAGGAUCAGACCAUCCGUUCUGGAACAUUGCGUGAGUUGGCAUCUUGUGACCUGGAAGGACCAUUGCACUCGCUGAUCAUUAGUGGACAUCUUCACCCUCUGGAGGUCGAUAUGCUGAAACUCUUCAGCAGUCCUGAGGGAUUGAAGAGCUUGAAGAUGACCGAUAGUUCCACAUACGUUUCCUGAUGUCCAAGAAACUAGUGGUCCUCAAGGGAAAGCACACAGAAUCCGGUCCAUGCGAGAGUUGCCGAACUGUCAGGAGUAGGUACAAAUGAUAUAAUUGUUCUUCCAGAUUAAAUCCGAACACUUGAUUAGGUGAUUCCAGAGUGGGAUGCUUACUUUGAUGUGUGGCAGUCAUGUACAUUGACUUAAAGAAAUGAUGGACUUAUAAUGGAGGAAAUGGAAAAGGUUAUUGUGGGGCAGCUCAUCUGGGUUGCAUUAGUGCCUCUGAUGCUUUCUUUUUUCAAAAUGGGCAUAAUGUUUCUGUAGCAAGAGGCUCUCAUAAUGGCCGUUUCUCAGUAAGAAUGUAUACAAGAUGGACACCGAGAUACUUUCAAGCAUGUUACCCACCCAUGUCAUAAUGGAUGAGGAUCGAUUUUUGUACAAUAAAGAUGCUCAUUUUGUGGCCACUGUUAA
Messenger RNA from Danio rerio (zebrafish), 1488 nucleotides. It is a transcript of the gene dph5, whose product is annotated as diphthamide biosynthesis 5. Gene Ontology annotation, biological process: protein histidyl modification to diphthamide. Gene Ontology annotation, molecular function: methyltransferase activity; diphthine methyl ester synthase activity. Lineage: Eukaryota; Metazoa; Chordata; Actinopteri; Cypriniformes; Danionidae. The record is from RefSeq and is marked validated.